GCGGAUCACGAUCACUCGAACGACAACGCGCGGUCUGCACGGGGAUCUCACCCCCCGCCCCGAGCGGCUGACCGACCACCGAUCGGCGAUCGACUCUAUCUCCGGCGGCCGGAGCGUGCACCGGCGACGUGGUAGCAUCGAGCUAAGUAAGCUUAGCUAGCGGGCGGGCGGGCGGCCGUCAUGGAGGGGCAUCAGCAGCAGGCGGCCGUCAUGGAGGAGCAUCAGCAGCAGGCGGCGGCGGCUGGAGGCGGCGCGCCGCUGUGCGCGAACGGGUGCGGGUUCUUCGGUAGUCCGGCGACCAAGAACCUCUGCUCCAAGUGCUACCGCGACCACCUCAAGGAGACGGCGGCGGCGGCCGUCGUCGUCAGCGGGGCUCCCGACUUCACGGACAAGUUCACGGUGCUGGAGGAGAUCAGCGAGGACGACGUUUCCUCCGCCUCCGCCGCCGACGAGGAGGAUGAGGAGCAGGUGCUGUGCGCGAACGGCUGCGGGUUCUUCGGCAGCAAGGAGACCAAGAACCUCUGCUCCAAGUGCUACCGCGACCACCUCAAGGCGGCGGCGUCGCUGCCGUCGCCGGCCAUCGCGCACGAGACCAACUCCUCCGUCCUGGCGGCGCCGCCGUCGCCCAAGGAGAGGCCGAACAGGUGCUUGGCGUGCCGGAAGAAGGUGGGGCUGCUGGGGUUCGACUGCCGGUGCGGCGGCACGUUCUGCUCGACGCACCGCCACGGCGACAAGCACGGCUGCAGCUACGACUUGAAGGACACCGGCAGGGAGAAGAUCGCUAAGGAGAACCCUCUCGUCGCGCCGUCCAAGAUCACCAAGAUUUGAAACCACCCCAAAUUAGCUUACAAAAACACGACUUUAUUUUUUCUUAUGCUAGCUCUUUCACAUCGUGAUGUAAGAUUUUCGUUGAUUAG
This is a messenger RNA of Oryza brachyantha (malo sina), 917 nucleotides long. RefSeq names its product zinc finger A20 and AN1 domain-containing stress-associated protein 12-like. The record is from RefSeq and is a predicted model, not a curated record. Gene Ontology annotation, molecular function: DNA binding; zinc ion binding. The coding region runs from base 181 to 828 and encodes 215 amino acids. NCBI's taxonomy places the organism in Eukaryota, Viridiplantae, Streptophyta, Magnoliopsida, Poales, Poaceae. The transcript has a single exon.